Ilex paraguariensis (yerba mate) is the source of this 732-nucleotide messenger RNA. NCBI's taxonomy places the organism in Eukaryota, Viridiplantae, Streptophyta, Magnoliopsida, Aquifoliales, Aquifoliaceae. The record is from the annotation of a GenBank genome assembly.
AUGUCGUGUGUAAAAGAGGAGGUUGAGGAAAGUGGUAGUGCAGUAAUUCAAGAAACAGAUGAUAAUGAUGAUGUUAAAGUAGUGGACACCGAUAUUGAAGUGGGUUUCUAUGAAUUCACAGACAAAAUCGUAUCUAGAAUUCCUGAAUUUAAUAAGCCGGCUUUUUGGGCUCGGACAGAAUCUGGAAUCUUCCGAGCGGUCUUUAAAGCAAAUCCUAGUUUUGAUGAAGCCCCAUGGCCUUUUUUUUCAGCCCAUUCGGUAGACUUCGUAAAGAGACAGCUGAACAAGGAUUACCACAAGAGAUUAACUGCUGCUCAGGCUCUUUGUCAUCCAUGGCUGGCCGGUUAUCAUGAUGUCAAGUUACCCUUGGAUAUCAUAACAAACAAGCUUGUAAAAGCCUAUAUAUGUUCUUCUUCUCUCAGGAAAGCAUCUCUUGGGGCUCUUGCAAAGACAUUGGCAAUACCUCAGCUGGCUUAUCUCCGAGAACAAUUUACAUUGCUAGGCCCAAACAAAAGCGGAUUCAUAUUUCUACACAACUUUAAAACGGCUGUGGCAAAGAACUGCACUGAUGCCAUGAAGGACUCAAGGGUUCAAGAUUAUGCCAGCAUGGUAAGUUCACUUCAAUAUAGAAAACUAGAUUUUGAAGAAUAUUGUGCUGCAGCAAUAAGUGUGCAUCAGCUGGAAGGAAUGGAGACUGGAGAGUUGGGAGCAACAUGCACGACGUGCCUAUGA